This is a messenger RNA of Panonychus citri (citrus red mite), 1031 nucleotides long. Its product is annotated as E3 ubiquitin-protein ligase Topors-like. The transcript has a single exon. Lineage: Eukaryota; Metazoa; Arthropoda; Arachnida; Trombidiformes; Tetranychidae. Gene Ontology annotation, biological process: protein monoubiquitination; protein polyubiquitination. The coding region runs from base 2 to 931 and encodes 309 amino acids. The record is from RefSeq and is a predicted model, not a curated record. Gene Ontology annotation, molecular function: ubiquitin protein ligase activity; metal ion binding.
AAUGCCUUCUAAUGAUGAUGAUGAUAAAGAACAAAAAUCGAAAUCCGAUAGACAAUCAACUAAUCAACAUUCUAAUAAUAGUGAAAAAGAAAACAAUUCAAAGCUUGAUGAUGAGAAAUCAAAUGAAAACAAUCAACAAAUUGGAAACGAUGAGUCUCAAUGUUAUAUUUGUUUAACUACAAGAAUUAAUCCUUGUUACGCUGAUAAUUGUCUUCAUCAAUUUUGUACUAAUUGUUUACUGGAAUGGUCAAAAUCUUCGGAUCAGUGUCCAGUUUGUCGGACAACAUUUGAAAAUUUGAUAAUCAACGUUAAAUCAGAUUCUGAUUAUGAAACUAUUCCGAUUCAACCAAAUCCACCGAUGGGUCAACAGCAAUUAGCAUUGGAGAAUUUACUUGAUUUAAUUAUCAGUGAGAUUACACGAAGUAUACCAGAGGCAAAUUCUAAUCCUGAAAAUGAUAGAAGAUCAUCAAUUCCAGAAGCAUCACCAAAUCGAGAAAGGGUUAACCCCGAAGCGACAAAUAAUACAAGAAAUUCGUCUAAUAGAGUUUGUGAAAUUCCCAAUCGACGUGAAAGUGAAACAACAGUUAGAACAGAAAAUGAGAAUUUACACCGAUGGCGAAGAGUAUCAAAGGAUAGAAGACGAAAAAGAAGACCAAGAUUAAUUUCGAAAAGUAAUGAAACCCAAAAUCCCAACAUCUCAUCUUCUCCUUCACCGAGUGGAUCACCAACACCUCCUGAGGUAAAUUCUGAUGAAAAGAAAGUCACAACCUCAGAAUCUGACAACAAUCGUCCAUCGUCAUCAUCAUCGCCAGCAAAUCGACAGGAACCCGUGAAAACAGAUCAGAAUAAGAAUUCAAAUCGCGUUCACAACCGAAAACAUCAACUCUCUGAAAAGAAAUCUCCAUCUCGAAACAAGAGAAAAAGAGAUUAGAUUUUAAUCCAAUUUUAAAACUGGAAGUUGAUUUGAUAGGAAAUUGCUUCAUUCUACUAAUAUUAAUUCAAAAAUUAAAAUUAUUCUGUUUGAAUGCAAA